Lontra canadensis (Northern American river otter) is the source of this 812-nucleotide messenger RNA. It is a transcript of the gene XTBD1, whose product is annotated as CDKN2A interacting protein N-terminal like. Bases 16 to 516 code for a protein of 166 amino acids. Lineage: Eukaryota; Metazoa; Chordata; Mammalia; Carnivora; Mustelidae. The record is from RefSeq and is a predicted model, not a curated record. The transcript has 4 exons.
GAGGGGCCGGAGCCGAUGAGGCCGCCGCUCCCGGUGAGGGCGCUCCAGGCCUGUCGUCCGGAGCAGUCGCGCGCCGCCGGGGCCCCUCUAGCCGCGGGCAGGUGGCGCGGUGCGAGUCGGGAAGGCGGCGGGUGGGUGCGGCCCUCAGCUGCGGAGGGCGCCAUGGUGGGUGGCGAGGCGGCUUCCGCGGUGGAGAAGCUAGUUUCGGGGGUGCGGCAGGCGGCCGACUUCGCGGAGCAGUUCCGCUCUUACUCCGAGAGUGAGAAGCAAUGGAAGGCUCGCAUGGAAUUCAUUCUGCGCCACUUGCCCGACUAUCGCGACCCGCCCGAUGGCGGUGGCCGCCUGGACCAGCUGCUGUCCCUCUCCAUGGUGUGGGCCAACCACCUCUUCCUGGGUUGCAGUUACAACAAAGACCUUUUAGACAAAGUGAUGGAAAUGGCUGAUGGGAUUGAAGUGGAAGACCUGCCACAAUUUACUACCAGAAGUGAAUUAAUGAAAAAGAACACCCUUCACUGAAGAGCAUGCCAUGAAGAAAGUUAUUUCAGCAUCAGAGCUGAGGCAGAAGAUUCAUCACAUUUUCACCAUCAGCAAGGCUUAGGAAGGAGGCUGGGAUGAAUGUGACAUGGACCACAGCAGCUCUCUUAAGAUUCCUGGUAUUUCCAACAUGUAGGAAAGAGGCAGUUGGAAUGACAGUCUUGUCUAGAUUGGAAUUUUAAAAGGUCCAUUCUUCCAGUAGCUAUCAUUGUAAAAGUGUGCAUGGAUAUUUAUGUAUUUAUAAAUCAUGCCCUUUUUUUCACUUUUUGAAUGUCAAA